AUGCUCCGGGACAACAACAUCGACGAAGGCCUAUUGGAGCAAACAUUUUGUAUUGUCGAAGAGACCGGCAACAUCUGCCCUACACUGACGCCUCGUGUGGAAAGCGCGUUGCUGGUCAAGGUAGACAAUGGCGGCACCGAGUCGAUGCAGCAGCAUGGCCUCGAUGUGUUUCUAAUGGGUGUCAUUGGAACGGCACGCGACCACUUGCCAGUCGAUGUUGCUAUCGACCGGAAUGCUUCAGAGGCUAGCAUGACCAAACAAGUUAACCGCCCUGACUAUCUGUGCUCAAUUAAUGGCCAGCUUGUGUUCAAGGGCGAGGAGAAGAAACGCGGGGAUGUUCGCACAAUUGCUCGUGAACUCAUCGACAAGAUGCUGCCUGGUGUGGUCGGCAAAAAUGGCAGACUAGCGUAUUUGUUUGGCUAUGCAACGGCGGGAACACGUGUCUUGUUCGAGUGCAUAUACGACGACAUGAAAAUGCACGAAUGCUCGGACAUUUUGGACCUGGCCAAGCUGCGUGACCGCAUCACAAUGAUCAUGAUCCUCGUGAACAUCAUCCGGAUAUCUCGCGCCAUGCUGGACAAAUAG
Linderina pennispora is the source of this 585-nucleotide messenger RNA. RefSeq lists its product as uncharacterized. Lineage: Eukaryota; Fungi; Kickxellomycota; Kickxellomycetes; Kickxellales; Kickxellaceae. Bases 1 to 585 code for a protein of 194 amino acids. The transcript has a single exon. The record is from RefSeq and is a predicted model, not a curated record.